GCAACACAACUGUCAUUGAUUUUCAAGUGUAACUUUUUUUGCACUCGUUCAAUAUUAUUCAAAUUUAAAACAACUUCACGAGUAACGUAAUACUAUUCGAAAUCUUUUUUUCUAAGUCAGUCAUCGUUACUAUUGAUAUUGAAGGUCCUAUUAGUUAACGACUCGUAUCACUAUAUCUACAAAGCUUUUAAACUUAACACUCGUUUAAAUAAGCGUCAGUAUACGUUAAACAGCCCUCGGAGUCUGACGACUUUAAGUUAAAUAUUCCAAAAUGAUAAUCUCAACCUUUGUUACGUGUUUAAUAUUAAUUGUAUUUCCAAAUGAAGCCGGAAGGAUUUUGGCAGUGUUUCCUACUCCGUCAAUCAGUCAUCAAGUAGUGUUUCGACCUUUAUUGCACGAACUAGCCAAGAGAGGUCAUGAAGUUACACUCAUCACAACAGAUCCUGUAUUCCCGAAAGGAGGAGCACCGAGCAAUCUAACAGAAAUAGAUGUUCACGAUAUUUCUUACGACCUGUGGAACAAAAUAUUCAUGGCUGGAACGCAAGGAAGCAAAGAUGAUGUGGUUCAUGUAAUGGAUGUAAUCUAUAAAACAAUCGCUGCAAUAGUCGAAGCACAGUUUAAUGACGAUGGUGUGCAAAAAAUUAUCAAAGAUAAGAGUAAAAAGUUUGAUCUGAUCUUCUUAGAAGCUUAUGUACGGCCAGCACUAGCGUAUUCUCAUAUUUACAAAGCGCCAGUGAUUCUAAUGAGUUCCUUUGGAGGUGUAUUUGGUAACUAUCAGACUUUGGGAGCUUCGGAGCAUCCGAUUCUUCAUCCUGUCCCACCGCGUCAGAGACUUCACAAUCUUAGUAAAUGGGAGAAAAUUAAGGAAUUGUAUAAUUAUUAUCGGGUAAUCAGAGUAUUUGAACAACUUGAAGACUCCGAGAAUGCGAUGAUAAAAAAGAAUUUUGGUGAAGACACUCCUGCACUCAGUGAAUUAAACAAUAAUGUGGACAUGCUGUUCAUUAAUAUACACCCAGUGUUUGAAGGGAUUAGGCCCGUGCCUCCAUCAGUAGUGUAUAUGGGUGGGUUGCAUCAGAAACCAGAAAAGGAAUUGCCAGCUGACCUCAAAAAGUAUUUAGAUUCCUCGAAAAAUGGAGUCAUAUACAUAAGCUUUGGAACAAACGUAGAUCCAACAGUUCUACCAGCUGAUAGGAUAGAAGUUCUAGUCAAAACAGUAUCUCAAUUGCCUUACGAUAUUUUAUGGAAAUGGAACAAUGAUGUACUGCCUGGACGAACUGAAAAUAUAAAGAUCUCUAAAUGGCUGCCACAGUCAGACCUUCUUAGGCAUCCUAAAAUCAAGCUGUUUGUCACACAAGGAGGUCUGCAAUCGACAGAUGAAGCUGUAGCAGCAGGCGUACCUCUGAUUGUCAUGCCAAUGUUCGGAGACCAAUUCUUCAAUGCUGAGCAAUACGAGUUCCAUAAGAUAGGCAUUAAGCUUAUCCUUGAUACUCUUACUAUUGAUAAAUUUAAUAAUACCAUCUACACUGUUAUUGACGAUCAAAGCUAUCGUCGGAAUGUAGAAAAAUUACGGAGUAUUGUUAACGACCAGCCGAUGACAUCUUUGGAGCGUGGUGUAUGGUGGACGGAGCACGUGCUGCGUCACGGCGGCGCGCGACAUCUGCGCUCUCCCGCCGCCAACAUGUCGUGGGCAGAAUAUUUAGAACUAGAACUAGUGUUCACUGUUCUCUUUUUCUUAUUAUUAAUUUUGACAACACUUGCAUUGAUUCUUCGUUAUCUGUAUAAAAAUGUCUAUGUACAUUUUGUAGCAUCGCGUAAAAUCAAAACCAACUGAUGUUUCAUUGUUAUAAACUAAUUUUGUUGAAGAAUUAAAUGCCAAUGAGGCAAUUUUUGUAUUUUUAUGAAUAAAUUGUUGAAUGAUUA
Helicoverpa armigera (cotton bollworm) is the source of this 1920-nucleotide messenger RNA. RefSeq names its product UDP-glucosyltransferase 2. Gene Ontology annotation, molecular function: UDP-glycosyltransferase activity. Bases 272 to 1831 code for a protein of 519 amino acids. The transcript is spliced from 4 exons. NCBI's taxonomy places the organism in Eukaryota, Metazoa, Arthropoda, Insecta, Lepidoptera, Noctuidae. The record is from RefSeq and is a predicted model, not a curated record.